AUGUCAAGCCAGAAUGACAGUGCGAAAUUCACUACUACAAGAUACAAAUUAACUAUCCCUCCAGGUGUCGUGAUCUGCAAAACAAAGCCUGAGAUUGUCCGAUUGCAGAAUCUCGAGGCCAACUUGGGAACACUCGGCUACCCUGAGAAUGGCGGGCACUAUCUCAAGUUUCCAGAGGGCAAAGUCGUCGCAGUCGCUUCUGAUCAUCUCUGUCUUGUCUUAGAUGAGUCAUACAUGGUGCUCUAUUUCAAUCUCAAGAGUCAAGGUCUAGAUGAAGAGGCUGAGCAAACUUUGAAGAGCUUACGAAAAGCUGGAAUUGACGCGGAUGCACUUGUGAGAGAUGCAAGUGAUGCGAUUAAGGGCGGAGCAUGUGUUUAUGAGCCUAUGUUUGAUGGUUGGUCUCGACAUGGACCGAUCUAUGAUCAAAACGACCUUAACCCCAUUUACCGACUAUUCUUUCAAGGACGUCAAGUUUUUUACAGCAUAGCACUAUGA
Penicillium angulare is the source of this 495-nucleotide messenger RNA. RefSeq lists its product as uncharacterized. The record is from RefSeq and is a predicted model, not a curated record. The coding region runs from base 1 to 495 and encodes 164 amino acids. The transcript has a single exon. Lineage: Eukaryota; Fungi; Ascomycota; Eurotiomycetes; Eurotiales; Aspergillaceae.